Staurois parvus is the source of this 622-nucleotide messenger RNA. The record is from the annotation of a GenBank genome assembly. NCBI's taxonomy places the organism in Eukaryota, Metazoa, Chordata, Amphibia, Anura, Ranidae.
AAGGGUGCCUCGGGACUGUCCAUAAUUUUAGAGGGUGCCUCGGGACUGUCCAUAAUUCUAAAGGGUGCCUCGGGACUGUCCAUAAUUUUAGAGGGUGCCUCGGGACUGUCCAUAAUUUUAAAGGGUGCCUCGGGACUGUUCAUAAUUUUAGAGGGUGCCUCGGGACUGUCCAUAAUUUUAGAGGGUGCCUCGGGACUGUCCAUAAUUUUAGAGGGUGCCUCGGGACUGUCCAUAAUAUUAGAAGGGUGCCUCGGGACUGUCCAUAAUUCUAAAGGGUGCCUCGGGACUGUCCAUAAUUUUAGUGGGUGCCUCAGGACUGUCCAUAAUUCUAAAGGGUGCCUUGGGACUGUCCAUAAUUUUAGAGGGUGCCUCAGGACUGUCCAUAAUUUUAGAGGGUGCCUCGGGACUGUCCAUAAUUUUAGAAGGGUGCCUCGGGACUAUCCAUAAUUUUAGAGGGUGCCUUGGGACUGUCCAUAAUUUUAGAGGGUACCUCGGGACUGUCCAUCAUUUUAAAGGGUGCCUCGGGAGUGUCCAUAAUUUUAGAGGGUACUUCAGGACAGUCAAUAAUUUUAGAGGGUGCCUCGGGACUGUCCAUAAUUUUAGAGGGUGCCGUGACUGACAA